AUGGAACCUAGAACCCUUCUGUCCUUUGAGCUACAUCUGAAGGACUCUUCAAAAGAAGUGGUGGUUUUACCCAUCUGGAAGACACGCCCUUUCAAGCGCGCCGUGUCCUUAGUCGUCAUCCUUCUCAUUCUGGUUUUGGCCGGAGGAAUGGCGCUGGCCUGGUAUUUCUUGGGGUACAGAGUUUGGGUGCUGGAGCCUCGCGUUCUGCAGCGUUACGCAGCCUACUUGACCAUCUUGGACAGGAACUUCUCUGAUGAGCUGUCCUCUCAGAGCAGUCCUGCUUUUGAAGAGGAGGCCAAGGGUGCCCAGAACAUAGUAGAGGGGAUUCUAAGGAGGUCCGUUCUUUGCCAUUACCUGAACAGCACCACCGUGUUUGCCUUUGGACAGGGGAGUGUCGUGGCUCAUUUUUGGAUCCUGAUGUCCGUCCCCAGCAGCCAUGUUGGAAGGGUCACCCUGGGAAGGGUCACCAGCAGCCUGGAGGAGGGUCUGGUUGUGUUGGAAGACACAAAACUAGACAACUUCAGUGGAUACCGCUUCCAUAUUCCCUCGUUGUCUGUUACUGACUGUUACCACUAUGAAAAUGUCGCGUCAGUCACCCCCUUGGCCCUCCGCGGCCCAGACACGCAGCAGUCUUCCUGCACGUGGCAUCUCCAGGCUGCCCCCGGUUUCCAGCUGGCGCUCCGCGUGGGCUUGCUGGCGGCGGACCACGGGGGCCGGCUGCUGGUGUACGACUCAGUCACGCCCUCCGACGCUCACCUCAUUGCCCCCGUUAAUGGCAGUGGCAGACAUAACGUCAUGAGCUUCAUGUCGUCAGGCCAGUGGAUAACGGCAAUUUGGAAACGAGUUGGAGUCAUUGCCCACAAGGACCCCAUUUCUCUUAAUGUACAAGCCUGGGACCAGCAAGACUGUAACUUUACCAUAGAGCUGAAGGCAGUCUGGGAGGUCCAGGGGUCGCUAAGGACGCCUUUCUACCCCAGCUAUUACCCCCCCAACACCAACUGUACAUGGACAUUCCUUAUGCCAAGUCCUGACGCGGGUUUGACUCUGUCCUUUGAGGGCUACAACCUGAGCGGAGCCAGCUCCGACCAGGCCUGUAUGCAGGAACGGUGGAUCAUACAGAACCGCAGGUUUUGUGGCAGGCGAGGUCUUCUCCCCUACAGAGAGCGCCUCGUCCCGUCCUCCACGUGGGCGAGCGUCGUCAUGACCUCCGAGGUGUCGGGACCGGGGCUGCAGCUGCACUACAGCAUCUUCAACCUCACACAACUGUGUGUGGCCCAGUUCCAGUGCCCUGAGGACAGUCGGUGUGGGGACUACUACAAAUUGUGCGAUCAACAUCCAGACUGCACCGAUACCUCGGACACGAUCAACUGUACUCAAGGUGUGCAGUGCACAAACAUGACCUACAUUUGCAGUGACGGAACGUGUCUAAAGAAGCCAAACCCACAGUGUGAUUUCGUCAUGGACUGUCCUGACGCCUCAGACGAGACACAAUGCGACUGCGGCCUGAGACAGUUCUCCAGCCGCAUUGUGGGGGGAGUGGACGCCUCAGAGGGGGAGUGGCCAUGGCAGGCGAGCUUGCAGGUCGAGGGCAACCACAUCUGCGGCGGCGUCCUGGUUUCCAGCCAGUGGGUGGCAACCGCCGCACACUGUUUCUAUGACGACCGCCUCUACUCGCCCUCAAUGUGGACCGUCUAUUUGGGAAAGGUCCUACUUAACGUCAGCGGCCCUAAAGAAGAAGCGGCGCGAGUUCAGAGCGUCCACGUUCACCGUGACUACAACAACAAGUCCUACGACUAUGACCUGGCCCUGCUCAAGCUGGACCGCUCGGCGUACACCAUGGCCGCCGAUCACGCCCGGCCCGCCUGCCUGCCUCCCCGCACCCACCGGCUAGAGCCCGGCCUGCUAUGCUGGGUCACCGGCUGGGGGGCACUCCGCGAGGGAGGUCAAACGGGAGUGGUGCUCCAGAAGGUGGACGUCCACCUGGUCGGCGAGGAGGUCUGCGCUCGGUCCUACGGCCACCUGGUCACUCCCAGAAUGCUUUGCGCUGGAUACCGCAGCGGAGGCAAGGACUCCUGUCAGGGGGACUCUGGUGGGCCUCUGGUGUGUCAGGAGAAGUCCAGUCGCUGGUUCCUGGUCGGGGUGGUGAGCUGGGGCAAAGGCUGCGGCCGCCCAGACUACUAUGGCGUCUACACUCGCAUCACCAGUCUGAGCGAUUGGAUAGGGAUGGUCAUCGGUGCCUCCGGAGGUGCCUCCGUCACGUCAACAUGGACAUCAACAACCAGAACUUCGGAACUAAAUAGGUCCCCAGUUUUAGGUAGAACGCCUCAAGGGUCCUAAAAAAUCUAAUGUUCACUUGCUAAUUGCUAAUCAAACUAACAUGCUUGCCAUUCUGACACCUAUCACCAUGUUUAUUUUUGGUUCUUUGCGCUAAAUGCUAACAUUUAGGCUAGCAUGAGUCGCCAUUCUAGCACAGCUACGUUUAAUGCACCACACUAAAGUCUGAGCUAAUGACACAUUUUAGAUUAGGCAGUAGGGGUGUGACUCUUUGGACAGCUAACGAUUCGAUCCCGAUUCUUAGGGUGACGAUUAGAUUCAGAAUCGAUUCUUGAUUCAACACAAUUCUAGAAUCAAACCGAUUCUCGCAUUAUUUGGUAUAUUAAUUAUAAUGGAACUUUUUCAAAACAGGUUACAUAUUAGAACGUCUUCUGGUUGCAUGGAGAUGGCCUAAAAACAUUUUUAGAAAUAGAUUCUUAUAAAAUAAAAAUGAUGAUUUUUCAAAAGUUUGUAGUUUUUUGUAUCGAUAUUUGAAAAUUAUGAAUCGAUUUAGAACCGGGACGA
This is a messenger RNA of Entelurus aequoreus (snake pipefish), 2838 nucleotides long. Its product is annotated as transmembrane protease serine 6. Bases 1 to 2337 code for a protein of 778 amino acids. Gene Ontology annotation, biological process: proteolysis. The record is from RefSeq and is a predicted model, not a curated record. Gene Ontology annotation, molecular function: protein binding; serine-type endopeptidase activity. NCBI's taxonomy places the organism in Eukaryota, Metazoa, Chordata, Actinopteri, Syngnathiformes, Syngnathidae. The transcript has 16 exons.